Molecule: messenger RNA, 1120 nt
Organism: Spea bombifrons (plains spadefoot toad)
Lineage: Eukaryota; Metazoa; Chordata; Amphibia; Anura; Pelobatidae
Gene: PHOX2A
Product: paired like homeobox 2A
Exons: 3
Coding region: 224-1069 (281 amino acids)
Biological process (GO): regulation of transcription by RNA polymerase II
Molecular function (GO): RNA polymerase II transcription regulatory region sequence-specific DNA binding; DNA-binding transcription factor activity, RNA polymerase II-specific
Source: RefSeq, a predicted model, not a curated record
GCUGCCACAACCUUCUGCAGACCAAGUUCCAAGGAAGAGUCACUGCUGAGCUGACUGGGUGUAAAGCACAAGGCGAAGAACCUAGAAUGCCCAUCUAAGAAGGUCUCAAGUCUGCAGAACCUGGAACCUGGAAGCCACAAGUCUUCAAGAACCCAGACUUCUUGAUCUCCUCUGAAGAACCCUGCUUUCUCCAAGCACCAGUCAUCCUACCAGGGCAUUCUCUAUGUACAAAAUGGAUUAUUCCUACCUUAAUUCCUAUGACUCCUGCAUGGCAGCCAUGGAAGCAUCAGCCUAUGCAGACUUUAACUCUUGCAGCCAAGCCAAUACCUUUCAGUAUAACCCCAUCAGGACCAGUUUUGGAGCCAGUCCUGGAUGCCCACCUCUGACCACGGCCAACUGCACCUUGGGGGCCUUGAGAGAUCACCAGCCAUCUCCAUACUCAACAGUGCCGUACAAGUUUUUCUCAGACCCGUCCAGCAUCAACGAGAAGAGGAAACAGAGAAGGAUCCGGACAACGUUCACCAGUUCCCAACUCAAGGAGCUCGAACGGGUCUUUGCCGAGACGCAUUACCCAGACAUCUACACCAGAGAAGAGCUGGCCCUCAAGAUAGAUCUGACCGAAGCCAGGGUUCAGGUCUGGUUCCAGAACAGGCGGGCCAAGUUUCGUAAGCAGGAGAGAGCGGCCAAUUCUAAAAAUGGAAGUGCCACCAACGGAGGAUCGGGCAACAAAAAGUCUGACCCGCGUUCUUCUUCCGAAGACGACGAGUCUAAAGAGUCUAACUGUAGUCCGACCCCAGACAGCACGGCCUCUUUGACCACUGCGGCCAACCUCAACAGCCCAGGCGAUAGCCUGAGUCCCAGCCCUGGAACAGGUACAGGCCUUGUUCCUAAUCAUGCAGCCCAGUCCCUCAAAUCCCCCGUUUGGCCUGGUGUUCCCACCAGCAACAGCAACACCACGGCCGACCUUCUCAAGGCUUGGCAACCAGCUGAUGCUGUUCCUGGGCCCUUUGCCGGAGUUUUAUCCACAUUUCAUAGGAAGCCGAACACCCUGAAGACAAAUUUGUUUUAAGUCACACAAGACAAGAUCGUAACAAAUCACAAAUCAACAUAAAUAGACAAA